Sycon ciliatum is the source of this 5778-nucleotide messenger RNA. RefSeq names its product plectin-like. Lineage: Eukaryota; Metazoa; Porifera; Calcarea; Leucosolenida; Sycettidae. Bases 153 to 5219 code for a protein of 1688 amino acids. Gene Ontology annotation, molecular function: protein binding. The transcript has 32 exons. The record is from RefSeq and is a predicted model, not a curated record.
UUGUACUUGUAGUCCUUGGAAAAAUAGGCGUACAAGUACUUGUGGUGCUAAAAGAACUACAAUGUAGAUGGUGCGAACUAAUGCCUGGGUGGUGAACAGAGCAAACCUCAGAUACAAAUACAAAUGCAGCCAAGUGAAGUAAGCAUGGAGAAAUGACUGAUUACGGCCGUCAGGAAUUUGGGGGAAUCGGCUCCGACGAUUCGUUGGAGGCGGAUGAGGACUCCGAACUGGUACGGCAAGAGUUUUACGAGUACGGCCUGACGCUUGGUGUCGACAUACAAAACGAGCCAGAACUCGAAGGGAUUCUCCUAGAGGGAUUCAAUGCUGAACCACCACCAAAUUUCCGUGUGUGCGAACAUGAGGACGGGCAAACCUACUUCUUUGACACGACGACUGCAAAGUCGCAAUGGGAGCACCCCAUGGACGAGUACUACCGCGAGCGCGUGCUGGAGGAACGGGCCAGGAUCCGCGCUGGCCACCCUCCCAGUCACAACAGCGGCGGCGGGUCCACGCCACGACGUCAGCUGUCGCCGCACCAGAUGUCCCAGCUGUCGCCGCGGCCGCGGGGCGCGCUGGAGCUGUCGCCUCCGUCCGACGUCGGCAGCAGCAUGGAGCUCUCCCCGGUCAUGCAGCAGCAGCUGCAGAUGCGACAGAUGCAGCACAUGCAACAACAGCAGCAGCAGCAGGCGAUGCUAGCACAGCAGCAAGCCGCUGCAGCAGCCAUGGCCGGCCGUGGAAUGGCAGGCAUUAGCCAGCAGAAGAAGCAGACAGCGGUGCAAGGCACGGCGGGGCCAUCCAAGCAACUUGCUCCACUGAAGGGUAAGACGGGAGGAUCAUCACUACUGCCCACGAGUAGCCUGCUGUCUGGCAGCUCAUCCGGCAAGAAGGCACCACAGUCGUCCGUGCCAGCAGCCAAAGCAGGGGUAGCACAGAAGCAAGACCCUAAAAAGCCCGUGGCAUUAUCAUCAGCAGCAACAGCAAUGCCGAGCCAGGGGAAGCAGGUUGGCCAACAACAACAACAGGCAAAGAAGCCAGCCAAGAAGGAUAUUUCGCUUCUGACAGAGAGUGAUGCAACCAGCGAGGAAAGCGAUAGCGACAUUGCGGCAAAGUUUGGUCUUCUAGAUGACGGAGACCUAUUGGAUGAAAGUAGCCCUGCAGACUCGCCACCGGCCAAGCGAGCCGCAGACAGUCGGCCCCAGAAGCCAAAGAGCAGUCCCCGUCCGGAGAGGAAAAUCGGCCUGGCCGGACGAUCUCCAAACUUGUCCGACGCAUCGGCAUCUGACCUGGGUGCUACUCCGCAAGGCAGUCGCCAGGGCCGGAAGAGUCGCAGCCCACUUGCAACUCAGUCUGGUGCGGACAUCAAUGCCGUUUCGCCAUUGCCUUUGCUCCUAUCACCGCCAGGCCACAAUCGAGCUUUGGUUACACCCACUACAGAGGAGCUUGCCAACGUUGAGUACAUGUCCAGCGAAGGAGAUCCGGACAGACAUGAUGACGACGAAGAGAUAUCUCUGCCUAUCCGUGACGGUGUGGAGUCGGAUGAUGUCAUAAUGGAUGGGAUCGGUGUUGAUGGUGAUAGUGACGACUCUGAUAUGAUGCGUGCUCCUGGCCAACCCCAUCGCCGAGCUGACCGGCCAAUCUCUGCCAUUGGAGCACGACAGGCAAUGCUUGAUCGCACUGCAUCAUUGGAGCACCCUCAGCCCGGUCACCCGCAGCGCAUGCCCACCUCCGGUUCUGUCGGCUCGGCAUCUGCCGCCAGGCCUCGCCAGACCGGCACGGCACAGCAUGCCACCAGUCAUCAUGGUAGCACGCUAUCGCCGUUGGCAGUCUCACAGACGGCAGCCGAACAGACGCAGCUUCACGAGAACCAGAUAGCCAGCAUGUUUGCUCAGCACCGCAAGGAGUUGGAUGUAGUUCGCCGGCGCCUGGCCGAAGAACUGGAGGAUGAGCUAGACAAGUUUGAGCAGGAGCGGAAUGAGAAGUGCAACCAGAAGGGCCAGGAGAUGGCCAGGGAGAUGGCACAGAUGCAGCAGGAUAUGCAGAGGAAGAAUGCCAAGCAAAUCGAAGACCUGAAAAGCAGCCUCGCCAAAGAGCUGGAGAAGGAAGAGCGAGCGAAGGCCGACGCUUUGGCCAAGCAUCGUGACGAGAUGGAACGCCUGAAGAGCAAGCACAAGACGGAGCUGGACGAGGCCCGGGAGAAGGCCACAGCAGAGCUGGCGGCCGAGAAGGAAAAGAUCCAGGCCGACCUGCAGGAGUCGAUUGAGCAACUGACAAGAGAAGCAACUGUGAAUUCAAAAUCCCAGCUGGAUGCGCUCCGGAUGACGCUGGAAGCCGAACACCAACAGGAGGAAGCCAAACUGCUACGUGACCUCGAGGCUGCAAGGGCAGAGAAUGUCGGAGCGACAAAGGCAGAGAUCGAAGAGGCAAAGAAGAAACAUGGAACAUCACUGCAGGACCUUACCCAAGAGUUUGCCCAGGAGCGGGAGCAGAAGAAGAAAGAGCUGGCCGAAGAAAACAGAAAGGAGCUGGAGGAUCUGCAGCAAACUCACAGCGCAAAGAUGCAAGCCAUCAAGCAAGAAUAUAUAGACAAGGAGGAGCUGGAGCAGAAACGUCACAAAGUUGAGCUCGACAAGACCGUAGCUAAACUGGAGCAGGACAAAGCAAGCGCAAUCGACAGGGUCAACACGGAGCACGACAAGGCAAUAGCAGAUCUGGCAGAACAACUCGAACUCCAGAAAGCGACCCUCCAAGCCAAGCUCCAAGAGCAUACAAAGGAGAAGGCUGACUUAGAAACGAAGCAAGCCGAGCUAGCACAAGCUAAACGUGGCCAUGAAGUGGAGCUGGAAAGACUUCAAACCGAUCUGGCACAGCUGAAGAAGCAGAGGGCUGAAUUCGAAGAGGACAAGGCAAAGCUCCUGUCGUCAAAGGAAGAGGCAGAAAAGCAAUUGGCGGCAAAACAUUCGAAGGUGCACGGUGAAAUCACAGAACUUCAGGCAAAGCGUGAUGCGCUGGUGCAAGAAAUCAAGAACUUGAAAAGCCAACAUGAAACCUUAGGCAAAGAGGCGACUCAGCUUCAAGAGCAAUUGCGGGCGCUGAGAGUGGAGAUGGAGCAGCUCAGAGCAGCAACGGGGGCUGAAAAGGAGAACAUGGAUCGGUUGAAGGAUGAACACAGCGUCACACUCAGCUUUAGAGCUGCUGGACUCAAGGAUCUUGCCGAGCAGGAAGCAGAGGCAAGAAAGCGCCUGGACUUGAUCAAGUCUGAAGAACAAGUGCUACGACAGGCACAAUCCACACUGCCAGAUUCACAAGCCGGACACAGGCUACCUGAAGAGCAUUCACGGCCCGGCAAACUCGCCAGCGCAAGCAGAACAAAUUCGCUGGCUUUGUCCUCAGAAUCAUCUGUAUCGAUUGCAUCGCCAGUUCCGCAAACCAGACCCCAGCCAUCUGAGAACCUCACCGAUACAUCAGCCGUCCGAUUGCAUCAUGCAGCUGAGGCUGCCGUAGCAACAACUACGCAGGGGGAACGCAAGAAAGACUCACAGGUGCCCACUCAAGAAGCUGCUAAGCCGACAAGAGCAUCGACUCGAGCAUCGACUCGAGCAUCCAAAGGCGAAACAUCUGACUUGAGCAAUGACGUCAAGCAACUGCAAGAGCAAAUGAGCAUACUGGUUGAGCGAUUCCAGGAGAUGCAGCCCAGGUCUGCCAACGAUGGGGAAGCGCCUGCAGGUAGUGGCAAGACCAGGUCACACAAGGCUGAGCCGGAUCGUAGCAGCGACAGAGAUAGGCUAACGCAAGACUCUCGGAGCCGAGAAUCUGAGCGUCAACAGGCCGGGGAACACGAGCAGAAACGCGACAAAUCGAAUCAACACGGCAGCUCCCUACACCGAGAUUCCCAUCGCCAUGGUUCGGAACGCGAUCAUUCACGAGACCGCCACUCCACACACCGUCGUAGCAGUAGCUGCAGCAGGAAUGCUGGUCAUGAACGCCACCGUCACACAGCAGCUCUUUCUGACGACAGUGACGAUUGUCCCCGUCACUCCAGCAAGCCCCAGUGCAAGUGUCACCGAGGGAAGAAGACGAAGAGCAAAGACAGCCAUCGCUCGUCACAGGGUCACCACGGCAGUCGUGUAGACUCAGACAGCUCUCUACACAGUGAAGCCCUGCGCACACCCAAGCAGUCUAAACGAGAGUCGGAAUUGCGCCACAGCUCACGGAGGCGUGCGUGGGAUGACACCCAGACCUCAGGUUUAGGACACACUCGCACAGAGCAAAGGUACCAUCCGGCUAGGGAUCCCAGUUCAGAACUCUACAAAGCCAAGCGCAUUGCGCACGGGAGUCCGCCACCAGACGAUAGAACAAUCAGGGAGAGAGCGCGGCAGAAAGUGCAGAGCUACAUCAGGGAGCUCGACUCUGAUAGCGACACCUUGACUGACACCACUCUGGACGACACAAGUGAUAUCUCAAUCAGCGAGACUAGCAUGGAGGUUAGGCCUCGCCGGCGGCCGGAGUCUGUGAGGUCCUCGUCCCAGAGCAGACAACUCAGUCGUGUUGCUGGCACCAUUGGUUCACAGCUUUCCACAUUAGACAGCUCUAUCAAUCGUCUUGCCGAGAGGCUGGAGAGUGACGUGCCAUUGGUGAUAGCACCAACAUCGCUUUCAUCGUCCACAGCCACAGCUAUCCCACCACAUGAUGAAGACACCGGAGCGGUUUAUCGACCAUCAUCGUACCAGUUCUCGGCACAUCGUCCAUCCAGUUCAGCCACCGUCACCGGUCCAGCGUAUGACAGAGCGCUACGAAGAUUGGAGACAGAACGUGGGCUGGAAAGGGCCAGAAAAAUUGCUCGUGAGGAGCAAGACCGCAAGAGAAGGGUGGAGGCAGAGCAGAUGGCAGAGGAGGCAUCUCGGCGACGACGUGUCCAGGCUGCCCUAGACCUCACUGCACCCGGACCGCAGCUGAGCACGUCACGAGAGAGCAGCCGCUCCAUGCUGCGACGCACCGGUGGUAUUGGGCCUAGCCGUACCAGCGGUUCUCGCUCUAGCAGGCCCCUGGCCGCUACCUAUCGUCCGUCGUCCCACACUGCUUCCACCGCCAGCUUUACAGUAGGGCGCAACAGCUAUGGCAAUGCGUAUGUAGCCUCACCUCACGUCGCACCAAUGGACCUGGAAACACGAGCGGUGCAGCGGUCGGAUGGUGAGACCGUCUAUGAACUUCACUUGACGUAGGGCGUACCGGAGCUAUGGUAUCAGUGCAUCUGAUGAUCAUGCCAAUUAAUAGUCUUUGCCGGCCGAAUGUAGCACUAGAACAUGGCCAUACCCGCCAUCGUACAUCCCGUGGGGUCCACUAGUAACUAACUAUCAUGUACACACUAUCCUGUUGUUGCAUCGCCAUUACAUCAUCAUUAUGUCACCAUUACAUCAUCGUUAUGUCAUCAUUACGUGAUCAACCUCUCCUGCAGGGAGCAGGACAGGCGUGUAGGAUGACACAGGUGAACGCUGUGCGCUUCGGCAAUAUCCUAACAAAACUAUUGUCACACUUACAGAACCACAUUCAGAGUACUCUAUUUGUUCCACUAAUCAUGGUCCAAAUGUUUGAGUGGUGCGUAACACGAAUCAGGGCAGCAUCCCCUUUCCUUCCGACUUAUGCCUUUGUUCUCAUCUUGACCAUCAGCCCCACUAUCAUGCUAUCACAUCACAUUAAACAAUUGUUUUGCUAUUUGUGUUGGCCAGAACUCUCUAAUCGUGACUGCACACUUGAUAAACGCAAUAAUUUAUGUUUUUGUUA